GCUCCACAUCACCUGAAACACAAAGCCCACUAAUCCGCAACGAGUAUGAAGUUAAUUUCCAUCCUAGGCGUUAUCUUUGCCUUGUCUGGGGUUGCUGUUGGGCUCAAGAAUCGGAUCUGUGGUCAAAAAUCGGCACACUUCGGGUACUGCAGUGGCUAUACGAAAGGAUUUACCUAUUAUCCCGAGACGAAUGAGUGCAAAAUGUUCAUUUACGGCCGAUGUGCUGGGAACAAAAAUCGUUUCAAGGAUAAAGCGGCCUGCGAGGCAAAGUGCAAAGAAUAAUAAAUAUUCUGAGUUGU
Molecule: messenger RNA, 299 nt
Organism: Drosophila miranda
Lineage: Eukaryota; Metazoa; Arthropoda; Insecta; Diptera; Drosophilidae
Product: chymotrypsin inhibitor SCI-III-like
Exons: 2
Coding region: 46-282 (78 amino acids)
Biological process (GO): negative regulation of peptidase activity
Molecular function (GO): serine-type endopeptidase inhibitor activity
Source: RefSeq, a predicted model, not a curated record